Messenger RNA from Sphaeroforma arctica JP610, 2619 nucleotides. RefSeq lists its product as hypothetical. The record is from RefSeq and is a predicted model, not a curated record. The transcript has 12 exons. Gene Ontology annotation, molecular function: ATP binding; nucleic acid binding. NCBI's taxonomy places the organism in Eukaryota, Ichthyosporea, Ichthyophonida. The coding region runs from base 122 to 2149 and encodes 675 amino acids.
UGCUCUGUUUGACUACGGAUAAACAAAUGGUUAAAAAUGGUCAAAAGUAGCCGCAUGUACACGGGCUGUCACACAGUACUAUAAGUAGAACGUUUAGUUAAGACGAUUCGAAGUACACAAUAUGCUAUUCUCAAUUGCUCGACGCGCGCAAGGCGUGUUAGCGGCAGGUGGCCCAAGAGCCGCGUGGACGUCAUACAACGCCUUUAAGGCUGGUAGUGUUUCGUCAUACAAGCGCUACUUAUCCCAGGCCGCUUUGAACGAUGAUUUCAGCGAGCAUGAAACUACCGUUGUAAAGGUCGAUCACAGAGACGAGAAUGCCACGAGGAAGCUCGACGAUUUGGACCAGGAUGGCAUCAAUCUAUCCGCUGACACUAUCUCGUCCCUGCAGCGAAUGGGCAUUAACGAGCUCUUCCCCAUCCAGACGUCGUGCUUCAAGCAUCUGAUCGCUGGCAAGGAUGUCAUCGCCCGUGCACGAACUGGAACCGGCAAGACGCUUGCCUUUGCCGUGCCCAUUGUCGAGAAGAUCACCUCCAUGAACAGAGGCAGGGCCAGAGGUCGCAGCCCCGUGUCGCUGGUCCUUGCGCCCACCCGUGAACUUGCCAUGCAGGUGCACAAAGAAAUUGAGAAGAUCUCCCCCAGAUUGUCGUCUACGUGUAUCUUUGGUGGAGCUUCGUACGAAGUGCAGCAACGUGCUAUUUCUCAGGGUCUGGACGUGCUUGUAGCCACUCCUGGCCGCUUGGUAGACAUGGUGAACCGAGGCAACGUACGCCUGGAUGAGAUCGAACUAUUAGUUCUGGACGAGGCUGAUUCCAUGCUGGAUAUUGGUUUUGAGAAGGAGCUGAGUGCCAUCAUUGGUCAUGUCAAGUCCGUGAACGAAGACACACAGAUGUGUCUAUUCUCGGCCACCCUGCCCUCUUUUAUUCGCAAGACGGUUGGUGCGUAUCUGAAGGCUGACCGAGUUCUGGUGGAUCUGAUUGGCGCUGGAGAGCAGAAGACCUCCGAGACGGUAACCCACCAAUACCUGAAGGUCAACCGGUCCUGCAGUCUCCCUGAAGUAUUGGCAGAUGUGAUCAAGAAAACCACCAACAACUCUGGCCGCGUCAUUGUGUUCACUGAGACCAAGAGCUACGCCACUGAGCUUGCCCUGGCCAUCCCCGGCUCAAAGGCACUGCACGGUGAUAUCGCGCAACACGAGCGAACGCGCACUUUAGACCAGUUCCGCAAAGGUUCUUUCAUGAACCUAAUUGCUACUGAUGUCGCUGCUCGUGGUCUGGAUGUACCGGAGGUGGAGUUGGUGAUCCAAGUUGAACCACCAAAGAGUUUCGAGACAUACAUCCACCGAUCUGGCCGCACUGGACGCGCGGGUAAAUAUGGCACCUGCAUCACUGUUGUUAAGAACAACGAAGCAGAGAGUCAGAUUCUAAGCUACGAGAAGAAGGCUGGUUUCAAGAUGGCCCGAGUUGGCCCGGCGCAGCCCCACGAUUUGGCUCAGAGCGCUAUCUCAGACGCUCGCCAUCAGGUGGACUCUGUGAGUGAGAGUGCCAGCAAGCACUUUGUAGACGCUGCGCGAUCGAUGAUUCAGAAUGAAGGGGCUGAGCUGGCACUGGCCAAGGCGCUCGCGUGCACCGCCGGCUUUAAAUCCGCCAACGUGCGAUCGCUUCUGGACUGUCGCGAGGGCACCCAGUCCAUUACGUGCACUAAGCUGGAGGGUACCUUCCGCAGCAAGGACGAGGCCAUCGGCUUCCUGAACGAUCCGCGAACGGAGAACGACGCGGUCAUCUCUAAGGACAUGAAGCAGGUGAUCUUCGAUGUGCCCGCUCACCGAGCCAAUCAGUUGCUCAAUAAUAGCCCCAGUGGUUGCAAGCUGGAGGUGGCUACGGAGAUUCCUGAUUUAAAGAUACAGAUACAGCACUUUGGUGGAUCCAACAAUCGUUACGGUGGUCGCGGAGGUAGCUAUAACCGUUACGGUGGUGGUGGUUCCAGUCGAGGCGGUGGUGGCAGCUACGGCAGACAGAACGGAGGUAGCAGUGGUGGGUACAACAACAAACAAUCGGGUGGGGGUGCUGGUGGAUAUCAGAGGAAUAGAUAUCAGGGCCAGAAUGAGAGUUAUAAAGGGUAUGGAGGAGGCGGCAGGUCCCAAUCGUGGUAGAGAAAUAGUGGUGAGAUAAGGCACAGGGCAGGAGUGUAUAUGAAGAUUUAGAUAGAUAUAUAGAUAGAUACGUUUGAUAUGUUGAUCCGGGAUACAUAGCAAUGUGUGCUGGACUGCAUUUAUGAAUACAGCGAUAGACAAUCACUUCGCCUGAUGUGUUGAUAGGGACAUAUGGUGUCAGAUGCUUGUGGACGUCUAAGCCGCUGAGGCAUCUCAGUCUCGCCUUUGAGAUAGUAUGGGCAGUUCCUAGCUGGUAGCCCCUUAGUGAGUUCCAAAUGUUAGUCAAGUGGGAACACAUGCAAAGACACGGAUAGGCUACACCUACACAUAAUUGAUUUUUAAUACUUAAUCUUGCGGGUGACCUUGACCACUUUUCAAUAUUAAAUACUCGCCGUACAAAUUUCACCAAACUCGCUUCAUCCUAGAGUUUGUGUGGUCUAUUGUAAGUAUGACUUUCCCUCAAGCCAAAU